This is a messenger RNA of Psammomys obesus (fat sand rat), 2845 nucleotides long. RefSeq names its product zinc finger protein 385B (gene Znf385b). Gene Ontology annotation, molecular function: nucleic acid binding; zinc ion binding. The record is from RefSeq and is a predicted model, not a curated record. The transcript is spliced from 10 exons. The coding region runs from base 86 to 1612 and encodes 508 amino acids. Lineage: Eukaryota; Metazoa; Chordata; Mammalia; Rodentia; Muridae. Gene Ontology annotation, cellular component: nucleus.
GUUUGUUUCACUACAUCUACAAGAAAGUACGUGUAAAUUCCAGCCAGCUGGUCUGUCAAAGGGCGUUUACAACACAACUCAGUUUAUGAAGUACUCCUUCAGCCCUGACGACCCUCGUGAAGAUGGAACUGUGAAUAUGGCAACCUUCCUCCGGGGCUUUGAAGAAAAGGGGUUAAAGAGCGACAGGCCUGGGGACCAGCUCAGGAAAGAGAAGAAGAAGAUCCUCUUCUCCUUCUGUGACGUGUGCAACAUCCAGCUCAACUCUGCAGCUCAGGCUCAGGUCCACUACGAUGGCAAGUCGCAUCGGAAGCGGGUCAAGCAGCUGAGCGAUGGGCAGCCUCCACCCCCGGCCCAGGCCUCGGGGCCACUGCUGGCCAGCCCUUGCCCUGGCCCUGGCGCGAACAGCAGCACAGGCAGCGCAUGCCACGCCACCACCCUUCCUGCCCUCGUGCGCACCCCCGCCCUCAUGAUGCAGCCUUCGCUGGACAUCAAGCCGUUUAUGUCUUUCCCCGUGGACAGUACUUCUGCUGUCGGGCUCUUCCCAAAUUUUAACACGAAAAGAAGAGGCUUAUAUGGGACCAAUAAAUUCUGCCAGAUGGACCCUGUACAGAAGGCUGUCAUUAACCACACGUUUGGAGCCUCCAUUCCCCCCAAGAAGAAACAAGUUAUUUCUUGCAAUGUCUGCCAGCUUCGCUUUAACUCGGACAGCCAGGCCGAGGCCCACUACAAAGGAAGUAAACAUGCCAAGAAGGUCAAAGCACUAGAGGCAACGAAAAAUAAACCCAAAAUGGUUUCUUCCAAGGACAGCGCAAAGGCUAAUCCCAGCUGCUCCGUCAGGCCAGUCACAGGCGACAGCUCUGACAAAUCAGAAGACAAAGGGAAGCCAAAAGCCACCAGCUCCAGCCAGCCUUCAGCCUCGGAAGGAGGCUCCUUUCUCCUCAAGGCAGGCACAACAGCCCUGCCACCAGGAGCCAUCGCUUCUCCUUCCAAGAGCACAAAUGGAGCUCCCGGGUCUGUUGCUGAGUCGGAAGAAGAAAAAGCCAAGAAACUACUCUACUGCUCACUCUGCAAAGUGGCUGUGAACUCGCUGUCACAGCUGGAGGCACACAAUACAGGGUCUAAACACAAGACCAUGGUUGAGGCUCGGAAUGGAGCUGGUCCAAUUAAGUCCUACCCGAGACCGGGGUCGAGGUUAAAGAUGCAGAAUGGCAGCAAGGGUUCCGGACUACAGAACAAAACAUUUCAUUGUGAAAUCUGCGAUGUUCAUGUUAACUCUGAAAUUCAACUCAAACAGCACAUUUCAAGCCGAAGGCAUAAAGAUCGCGUGGCAGGAAAGCCGCUGAAGCCAAAAUACAGCCCCUACAACAAGCUCCACAGGAGCCCGAGCAUUUUAGCCGCGAAGCUUGCAUUCCAGAAAGAUCUGAUGAAGCCUCUGGCCCCGACCUUUCUGUCCUCCCCCCUGGCGGCUGCCGCCGUGUCCUCUGCGCUGUCCCUGCCUCCUCGGCCUUCGGCCUCCCUCUUCCAGGCCACGGCCAUCCCACCUGCACUGCUGAGGCCGGGCCACGGGCCCAUUCGGGCCACGCCUGCCUCCAUCCUCUUUGCCCCUUACUAAACACUUACAGCCCCGAGACACCACGCCAGGUCGGUGGGAAGGUGUGGAAGAAAAGCCCAAAGGAUUCAGCGAUGUAGGCCCUGUGUGUGACUGUAAGUACCCCCGCCCACCCACUUAAAAAGUGCAGGCCACCACCAGCCCCAGAGGGAGGCCAGGCUCCUCUCGGUGGCCCCCUCCAUCCUCCCCCAGCUAAUUGGUGUACUUGAGAUACUUAAGUUUCUUGAAAAUGUAUUGACCAGACAGAAAAAGAAAACCGACCUGUGUAUUCCCAUAUCCCCAUGGGCACGAUCUGGCUUAGAAAUGAAACGGAGCCUCGCCCCGGGCAGGCUUGAACAGUAGGCUUGUCCUCGGAUGUCUGUAAAUAACUCCAGAAUCCAAGCGGGCAUCUUUCCAGUGCAGAACACAAGUGCUCAGCUGUGGCCACCAUCUUCCCCCACGGAUCACGGCGUUCCUCUUUCUGGUGUACUAGUGUUCACGGGGAUUGUGUACUGUUCUAGACCCAAGUGCUGUUGUAUCCCGCGUAGUACUAGAUCGUAACUCUUGUCGAAUUGAACUCUCGUCCUUUUUUGUUGCUGUGUAACUGUUAGGAAGCGAAAUAGCUUUGAAGUUGUUUUAUUUUCUCUCUCUCUCUCUCCAAGAGAACAAAAGAAGUAUUUUCUUUAUUUCAUGUCUUGUUUGGAGAUAUUUAAACAAAAAAUAGAAAGCCAUAUAACAUAGCUAUAAUUACUACCUGUUUGCUAUUUUUUUUUUUUUUUGUUUUGUUUUAACUUAUUUUGUAGCAUCCUCACUGGUUUGAGUUGCUAAGCAAAUGUAUACGAAAACAAAAAGAGCUUCCUAAAUUGCACAUUUUUGCACCUUCUGUGCAUCUGCAAGAAGACAAUGUAUCUGUGUAUUUCUGCACAGUGAUCUUCAUUUUAACUUUCGUUUUUCAUUUGUAACAAUGCUACAUAACUCUGUGGCUCCCUGAUGCAAUAAUGUACAGAAGAUAUAUAAUUUAUAAUUGAACAAUCUGUCUUUCUGUUCAGUGACUGUGUCACAGGUCACGUGACCAUGCUCCCCCUUUCACCCCCUCCCCCAAGAAAAACAAACUGAUGUUAAAAAGACUGGAAUGUUUGUGAUAUCAGGGGCAAGAGGUAUCAUAAAACAACAUAGAGUGAACUCUUUUAGAGGGCCUAUAUCUGCAAUCUGUAAAUGGUAAAAUGUCUGUGUAUUUUUUUAAAUGUACCUUUUCAA